ACUAAAUAAUUUACUGUAGAAGAGGGGGUUCUCAUUUGAAAAACAAGAGUUUUAUACAAUGAACUCCUUAAGUAAUAUAAACAAAUUUAAAAACUAAAAAAAUAUAGUUUUUAAGCGUGUAUAUUAAAAACCUCCAAAUAUCAGCUUUUUAAUAUCUGUAUUAUUAAAGAAAAAUAAGAGGUGAGCACUGAGCAUGCUUGAUGAAUCAUUCUGUAUAUAACAUAUACAUAUAUAGGUACAAUAGAAAAUGAAUACAUCUGAUAUCAUAGGUAUUAAUUAUUAUUAUAUUUGUAAAAUUAUUAUAACUACCCUAGUACAUACAAACAAAAUUUAUAUACACGCAAUGUAAUAAGGAGAAUUAAAAAAUACACUUACAUGUUUAAUACUUAAAAAAUAAUCUCGACGACCGUUAAUAACCUAGAGACAGCAUUUCAAACUAUACACCGGCACACUAAAUUAACGUUUUUGCCCUUGAACAUUGAUGAGUUCCUAUAAAAAAAUUAACUAACGUAACGAUUUCCGAUUUAUGCCUAAUAUUUUUAAUAAAAUGGCUGGAUUAAUAGAUUCUUAGAGCAUAAUGCACAUUGUAUAUAAAUCUCAUAUUCGGAUGUGAAUUGUCUACUUCUGUAUAACUUAAAUAUUAAACAUGUUCUUCUCAUACAAGUACAUAAUAUCAACAUUUAUUUAGAUAUUUUUUUUUUGUUUUCAUAUAAUAAUAAUUUAAAUUAUUUUUAUUUUCAUCAUGCUUCAUUUAUUAAAUAUAUUUUGUAAACUUUUUUUAAUAUUUACUUUGCUAAUAGAUCACACGAAAUGCAAUGUUGCGCCAUUAAAUACUGAAGAGUCUGUGAACCAAUCGGGUUAUCCACUAGAAAAAUACAAGCUUCAAACUCUGGAUAAGUUUAUAUUAGGCUUGGAGCGAAUACCUUUUAGUAAAAACGGUGACCGGACUAUUGGCAAGCCAAUUUUGUUAAUGCAUGGUUUAUUCCUGAGUUCCUACGUAUUCACAAAUACGAAUAAAUCGUUGAGCUAUUCGCUAUCGGAGGCCGGAUACGACGUAUGGUUGUUCAAUGCUAGAGGAACGGGUUUGUCCAGAACAUACAGUAUUUACUCAAAGGCGGGAACGGCACCGAGAAUGAACAAAAUGUCAUGGGACUUUAGUUUCCACGAAAUGGGCAUAUAUGACUUUCCAACCGCCGUUGACUUUGUCCUGAACAAAACCGGACGCCCCAAAUUAGACGUCAUUGGCUACUCGUUGGGUGCGACCAUUGCACUUGUCGGGUUGUCGGAAAAGCCCGCGUACAACAACAAGGUCGACAAACUAGUGUUGAUGGCACCGACGACCAGAAUGACAUCGUACGGAUUUCCGAUCUCUGCGUUUCACCGAGGGUCCUUGUUAUUUAAAUACUCAAUGAAAGAACAGAAUUUUUUCCCGGCAGUUCAAGAUCCGGAUGCUGCACAUCGUUAUAUGAGAUGGCUAUGUACAUACACAAUUUUCUAUCCGUAUUGUUUAUUAUAUAUAGACACUGUACAAGGUUCUAGAAUUAAUUACAGUAGAGAUAUGGUGGUCAAUACUUUAACAGAUUUCCCACAACCAGUAUCUAAAAAAAUGUUAUUUCAUUGGAUGCAAUUAAUGUCAUCAAAACGAUUUUGUAAAUAUGACUAUGGUGUGGGUGGAAAUAUGCAAUAUUACAAGAUAAAAUCACCACCAGAUUAUAAUUUGUCCAAAGUCACUACUGCAGUUUACAUUUUACAUUCAAAAAAUGAUAAUUUAUCUGCUAUAAAGGACGUUAAUUGGUUGGUAGACAAACUGCCGAAUGUGAAAGACGUCUACUACAUUGAUAACAUAAAGUUCGGGCAUUUGAGUUUCGUGAUGCAUGCAAACAUCGAUCGACUUAUAAAUAAUAAAAUAAAGAAUGCGCUGCUGACAAAUGCAUUCAACUAGAAUAUAAAUUCAUAAAAAAACAUUCAAAAUUAUAUUAUAUAAUUGAUAUUAAGUAUAAAUAUAUAUUAUUAUUAACUAUACUUUCACUGUAUAUACUACAUAAUAUAAUACGAUGCAAUUUUGUUAGUCUAACCUAAUCUAACUACUAUCACUAUACUUUAAUUAAUUUGCCCCAAAAUUAAUACUAUUAUUAUUAUUAUCAUUAUUGUUGAUUUUAUUACAUAAAAAAUGAUAUUGUAUACAAUGCACGAAUAUUACUUAGUUUAUAUUGAUAAUUAUUGUAUUUAUUGUUUAGAUAACUCAAAAAUGCAUUUUAAAUUUAUAUGAGAAUAUUACACGUAAGAUAUAACAAUAUUAUAGUAAUGCAUAUUCAUAUAAAUAUUUUGUGAU
Messenger RNA from Aphis gossypii (cotton aphid), 2332 nucleotides. Its product is annotated as gastric triacylglycerol lipase-like. Gene Ontology annotation, molecular function: hydrolase activity, acting on ester bonds. The record is from RefSeq and is a predicted model, not a curated record. The coding region runs from base 743 to 1942 and encodes 399 amino acids. NCBI's taxonomy places the organism in Eukaryota, Metazoa, Arthropoda, Insecta, Hemiptera, Aphididae. The transcript has 8 exons.